Messenger RNA from Vitrella brassicaformis, 1125 nucleotides. The record is from the annotation of a GenBank genome assembly. Lineage: Eukaryota; Vitrellaceae.
CGAUGUGGCGCUACCCUUUUUCCUUUCACCGUGUGUUUGACCUCGACCAACGCCCGCCACGUGGUUUCCCGCCCAAGUGGAGAGGGCCCUUUCCCGAAGAAGUUGAUGGCUACAAGGACGUCCUUGUGUACUAUAUGGACAAGGAACCCAAAAUAUGUCGCUUGCCCGAGUACGAGAUGUACUGUGCGUCCGGUGGCUCACCGCGGUUUGCCAACGACUAUGCUAUGCGGCUCAUAUGGAAGGAGCUUCGGGAGCAGGGACUCGAGUGCUACAGGAUGGUGCGGUUCGUAGACACAUUUGGGUAUGACUUACAGCCCGUCCAGCUGGAGCACCACCAGGCCUACGGGCUCUGGCUCGGUGAGGACGGGACGGACACAUGCACCCACUCACUCACGGACCACACGAGGCACACAAGAUGCAGACAGGAACGCAUAGGCAAUCGACCCUCUCUCUUUCCAUAUGUGUCUGUCUGUCUGUCUGUCUGUCUGUGUGUGUGUGUGUGUGUGUGUGUGUGUGUAGGUCCGUUGUGGUCGGCCGAGAAGGAGACCGAGUGGCGGAGAGACAACGCACCUGCUUUGGUCAAGUGGUGGCGGCGCGUCACUCAGAGGAGGCACCGACCAGCCGACGACGAGGCAGCGGAACCACUCGCCGAGUAGCUAUAGACAGCUGGGAACAGGUGCAGGAUAGGACAGGGGACAGGGAGAGAGAUAAAGAUAGACUUGGUCUGUCGAAGGCGCGCACAGCUGUGUCUGUGUCAAGUCCAUGAGUGCCAGGGCCAGAUUCUCGACAGCCACACUUUUGUGACUCUUUUAUAUUUAGUCUGUAUAUAACCGCCGACCAAUGCCCACACGACCCUUGGGCCCAUGACUGACUGCAGCCAGUAGCUAAGGGUGUGCCUCUUCAGCGUGCUUGCUCUUUUCUGCUGCCCCCCGCUGUGUCUGUCGCCCUCCUCCCCGGCUGUGUCUGUCUAUCUCUCUGUUGGGCCGACGUGGGCCGAGGACUGCGGCGGAUUCCACCUGAUGUGCCUCGUGUGCGUGGGCAUGUCGACAUCAUGGAACAAGGACCGCCUGCAAAGUAUGAACAACGCCGUAUGAAUCGCUCACUCAUCAAUUUCGAUAAUCCUUU